This is a messenger RNA of Daucus carota subsp. sativus, 2190 nucleotides long. RefSeq lists its product as uncharacterized. Lineage: Eukaryota; Viridiplantae; Streptophyta; Magnoliopsida; Apiales; Apiaceae. The record is from RefSeq and is a predicted model, not a curated record. The transcript is spliced from 3 exons. The coding region runs from base 1003 to 2037 and encodes 344 amino acids.
UGCAUACCAUUAUUAGAUUCAGACUUUUGGUAGCUGCAAUUAAAAUUGCCUGCUCAAUGUUAGUUACCGUUAAAAGGACUACCGUAUGAGUCUAUCUUAUUGGUGUCACCUGGGCUCUUUUUAGAUUCCCAAGUAAGUGAAUUCUCCCAUAAGCAAGUGGCACCCCACUGCUUUAGUUGUACUAUCUAGUCAAGUCCAUCAACUUCAAUGCAAGAUAAAGGACUAAAAUAUGUGGGUUUUCUAUAGUUUUGUUUCCUAAGUGCUUCAAUUUUUACUUUUGUUGCAUCUGUUGUUGCUUUUUGCCAUGAAAAUCUUUUAAAGGUUGGAUGGAUCUGUUCUUGAUAUCUUAAACAUCCAUGCUAUCAACCCUUUCUAAAAACUAUCUGCUUCUUGGCUAGCUGUGACUCGAUGCAUUUUUCACUGAUUUUUAUCUUUAAUUCACAGCUUCGAGGGUUUGCAGAUUUGUGAAGUUCUAACAUAUUUGCAUUAUUACCCCUCUGCUCACACACCAUUUACAACAAAAUUUAGUAGAAUAUAAACUGCUUCUUCUCUUAAACUAUUGUCCAACUAGUAUAGUGUUGAUGCAAGUAACAGUACAUACUGGAUUGUACAUGGCUUUUGGUUAUUUGUUGCAUUUAUGUUAGAAUCGUAUAGUGGUUGUACUCAAGAGAAUGCUGUUUCCAUUUUAAGAGCAAAAAUCUUGAAAUUGUUGAUUUUUAUGCUAGCUUUGUAUCUGUUACUUUCUCUAUAAAUUUCCUUCUUUUUAAGCUCCAGGGGUGUGAGUUAAUGUAGCCCAUUUCCAUUGUCGUGGAUGUAUUAGUGAUUGUCAAGCUUUUGUUUCAAAAACAUAUUUGAAGUGCUGAUAUCUGUUCUUCAUCAAGUGAUGGGGCAAUAAUAGGUUCUUGAGCCUGUUUCACAAGGCUGACGGUCGUGUCUACAUGUUUUUUGUUAUUUCUGCUCCUAGUCAAGUUCAUUUUAAAUAUUAGCUAUAGUUUAGUGCUAAUGAGAUCCACAGAUGAUAAUGGCUGCCUGAAUCAAACCCCUGCGCAUGAAAAUCCAGUUAAUGGUGUUGCUAGUUUUGAGUUCAAAAGAGCAAAUGGAAAGAGUUGUACUUCACAAUCUCGAACAACUCUGGGAAAACCUACUCCAUCAAAAUGGGAUGAUGCACAAAAGUGGUUAGUUAAUCUCUCAAGAGGGGGAGAGAAAAACCAAUCUAAAACUGAGCCUCGUUAUUCAAACGCUGAUGAUAGGAGGUUGAUAGCUCCAGUGCCAAUAAAGGAGGAUUAUUCAAGUAGUGAUGAUGAACUAAAAGUAUGUCCAGGCGCUUCGAGUACUAGUUUUGAGGUGGAAACCAAGAAAGUUGACAAUGACGAGUCAGGGUGGAGGUUAAAUAAACCUGAGAAUGCAAUUCCAGUUGUUCGAUCAAUAUGCCUGAGGGACAUGGGGACUGACAUGACACCUAGUGCCAGUCAAGAGCCUUCAAGAGCCGCGACUCCCCUCAGAGUUAUGAAUCCAGCACCACAAAUCCUUAGAGCAUCAAGACUCUUAAUUCCAGCAAGGGGUCAAAAUGGGGUGCAAGCUGUUGAUGAAGGUCAAGUGGGGAUAAAAUCUCUAGAUACAGGAGAAGUGGCUGGACAGAUAAGUUUCAUGCCUAAUAACAAGGCAGACCAAGCUAAGAAGCUGAAUCCUCUAGAAACCCGAGCAAUGGCUUGGGAUGAGGCUGAACGUGCCAGAUGCUUGGCAAGGUUCAAACGAGAAGAAGUGAAGAUACAAGUAUGGGAAAAUCAUGAGAAGAGGAAAGCUGAGAUGGAAAUGAAAAAAAUGGAGGUGAAGGCUGAAAGACUAAAAUCCAGAGCCCAAGAGAGGUACACAAACAAGCUUGCCUCAACGAGGAGAAUUGCAGAGGAGAAGCGUGCAAAUGCCGAGUCUGUUCUAAAUGAACAGGCUGUGCAAACUUCAGAAAGGGCAGAUUAUAUAAGGAGGACAGGUCGUCUACCUUUCUCCUUCUCUUUUAAGCGACCUACUUCCUGCUGGUAGUACUUACUAUAAUGAAUUUCGCAUGUAAUUAGGCAUCAUAAUCUGUAACGCUAUACAUAUCUCCUCCUGAGUUAUAACCUGGGCCGGUGAAUAUUUUGAACGAACUUGUUUCAACGUUGUAUCCUCUUGAAUAAAGUUUGAAGUUGCAUUUGA